This is a messenger RNA of Pieris macdunnoughi, 564 nucleotides long. The record is from the annotation of a GenBank genome assembly. NCBI's taxonomy places the organism in Eukaryota, Metazoa, Arthropoda, Insecta, Lepidoptera, Pieridae.
AUGUUCUUCAAAAUCAUUAUUUUAUGCGCUCAAGCGUGUUUGAUGCAGAGCAUCACCGCACAAUGUAUCGGUAAUGCGUUUGCUGAAAACAUAGCUUGGAGUCCAUCUUACCCCAUGCCUUAUGGGCCUGCGCCAGUGCCGUACACAUCAGCCCCAGUACCUUUUACACCCACCCCAGUGCCGUACGCACCAGCCCCAGUACAAUACGCACCUGCUCCUUCAUACAUGCCUAAUAGCUAUUAUGUGUCAAGUCCGUAUAACCCAGCAAGUCUAGCUGCAUCAAACGCAUGUGGUCUUGCCGUAUCCAGUUCAUCACCAGUAGCCCCAGUAGGUGUGACUAUGAUGUCAGAUAAUGCCUUCGAGGGUCCAUUAGCAGUAGCUGGGCAAAUGCCGUUCCUAGGUGCUAUUGGGGUUGAAGGUAAUCUUCCUACCUCUGGUGCUGGGGCUGUUUCAUAUAAUAGUGGUAAUGGCCAGGUUGCAGUAAUGGCUGAAGAUCUUACUGGUUAUGGCUACCCAGGCUACUCUUAUGGAGCCCGUGGGUAUGCCUAUGAAGGGUAUUAUUAA